GUGAACCACGUGACCCGCUCCCUCCGCACGCUGCUUUCUGUCUGAAGGUGAAGUUGCUGCUAAACGCGUCUCUACAGGUAGAAGAUGUCGACCUUGUCUGCAGCCAGCGUGGAGACUCCAGCUGUGGCCGGUGAAGCCGAGCAGAAGAAGCCGCUGAAGCCCUGCUGCGCCUGUCCGGAAACCAAGAAGGUCCGGGACGCGUGCAUCAUCGAGAAGGGCGAGGAGAACUGCACAGAUCUCAUCGAGGCACAUAAAGACUGCAUGAGAGCGCUUGGAUUCAAGAUCUGACCUGGUUUCUUCUCCUUUCGGUUCCUGCGUGUGUGUUGCUGUUUGGACGCUGAGCCCGGCCCCCCCUCCUCCUCCACUCCUCUUCUUAUUUAUACCUCUGCUGGAAGGGAAAUGUGAUCAGAAGCACUUCGUUUGAGGGAUUUCACUCUUUCUGUGUGGACACUGUUUUUUUUUUAUUGUAAUAUUUGAG
Salarias fasciatus (jewelled blenny) is the source of this 478-nucleotide messenger RNA. RefSeq names its product cytochrome c oxidase copper chaperone-like. Lineage: Eukaryota; Metazoa; Chordata; Actinopteri; Blenniiformes; Blenniidae. Gene Ontology annotation, molecular function: copper ion binding; copper chaperone activity. The record is from RefSeq and is a predicted model, not a curated record. Gene Ontology annotation, biological process: mitochondrial respiratory chain complex IV assembly. The transcript is spliced from 4 exons. Gene Ontology annotation, cellular component: mitochondrial intermembrane space. Bases 85 to 288 code for a protein of 67 amino acids.